AUGUCAUCUGUAUGCGAUCGUUUGUUGAAAUCAGUGGCCCCAACAAAUAUUGAGCCUCGUUCUCGUAGUAAAGUGACUGUUAUAGGUGUUGGAAUGGUUGGAAUGGCUGCAGCAUUCUCUACCAUGCAAGUGGCAGGAGAACUCGCACUUAUUGAUGUCGUAGCAGAUAAGGUUAAAGGAGAAGUUCUUGAUCUACAGCAUGGUCAACAGUUUAUUGGCAGGUGCAAAAUUGAUGGGGGAACCGACUACAAAUACUCUGCAAAUUCAGAUAUUGUCGUCAUCACUGCUGGUGCCAGACAAAACGAAGGAGAAUCACGACUGAACCUCGUUCAGCGUAAUGUUGAUAUAUUCAAAAAAAUAAUACCGAACGUUGUGAAAUACAGUCCAAACUGCAUCAUAGUCGUCGUAUCGAACCCUGUCGAUAUUUUGACAUAUGUUGCUCGAAGAUUGAGUGGAUUUGAAGCUCAUAGAGUAAUUGGGACCGGAACCAUGCUUGACUCGGCGAGGUUUCGUUUUCUGUUAGGUGAGAAAUUGGGAGUAUCUGCCAAUUCUGUCCAUGGAUAUGUAAUUGGUGAACAUGGUGACUCGAGUGUUGCUGUUUGGAGUAAUGUGAAUGUUGCUGGAGUUCGGCUGUCUUCGCUAAAUCCAAAGAUAGGAUGCAAAGACGAUCCUGAAAAUUUCGAGGAAAUACACAAGCAAGUUGUUCAGAGUGCCUAUGACAUCAUUCGCUUGAAAGGUUACACCUCAUGGGCGAUCGGGUUGACAUGUCGAUCACUUUGUAACGCACUAUUAAAUAACCAUCACACAGUUUAUCCACUCUCUGUUCCUGUCAAAGGAAUUCACGGAAUCGAAGAGGAUGUUUAUUUGAGUUUACCAUGUCUUGUAACUUCAGCUGGAAUCAGUCAUUUAAUUCCGCUUGAACUUAGUGCGGAUGAAUUGUGUAAAUUGAGAAAAAGUGCUGCCACUCUGAAUGAAGUUAUAACGAAAAUCCAAUGGUAA
Molecule: messenger RNA, 999 nt
Organism: Schistosoma curassoni
Lineage: Eukaryota; Metazoa; Platyhelminthes; Trematoda; Strigeidida; Schistosomatidae
Source: the annotation of a GenBank genome assembly